This is a messenger RNA of Somion occarium, 1281 nucleotides long. The record is from the annotation of a GenBank genome assembly. NCBI's taxonomy places the organism in Eukaryota, Fungi, Basidiomycota, Agaricomycetes, Polyporales, Cerrenaceae.
GAGAGGAGAACGGCAGGACGCUUCAGCAGUCUCUUCCCUCAUUCAGACUCAAACGCCUCUCUUUGCAAUGGCUUUCAAGCUCCUUGUUUCGCUACUUGCUCUCGCGGUUGUUUCCAACGCCGGAACCAUCCGCAAAGCUACUUGCGCGGACGGUCGCACAACUGCGAACGCCGCCUGCUGUGUCCUGUUUCCCAUCCUCGACGACAUCCAAGAGAACCUCUUCGACGGUGGCGAAUGUGGUGAGGAAGUACACGAGUCCCUCCGACUCACCUUCCACGACGCCAUUGGCUUCUCGCCUGCUCUCACCAAGCAGGGCAAGUUUGGUGGCGGCGGUGCCGAUGGUUCGCUCAUAACAUUUGCCGCUAUCGAGACACCCUUCCACGCCAACGGUGGUAUUGACGACAUCGUCGACGCCCAAACGCCAUUCGUCGCUAAGCACAACAUUUCUGCUGGUGACUUCAUCCAAUUCGCAGGCGCCGUCGGUGUCAGUAACUGCCCCGGCGCACCAAGAUUGCAGUUCCUUCUUGGUCGUCCGGACGCUAAGCAAGCUUCUCCUGACCUGCUCGUUCCGGAGCCCUUCGACUCCGUUACCAAAAUCCUUGCUCGUUUCAAGGAUGCCGGAUUCAGCCCUAAUGAGGUUGUUGCUCUCCUAGCCUCUCACACCAUCGCUGCUGCCGACCACGUUGAUGAGACCAUCCCAGGAACCCCCUUCGACUCGACUCCUAAUAUCUUCGAUUCUCAAUUCUUCAUCGAGACUCAACUCAAAGGUACCCUCUUCCCUGGUACCGCUGGCAACCAGGGUGAAGCCCAGUCUCCUCUUGGUGGCGAAAUCCGUCUCCAGUCCGACGCCGAUCUCGCUCGUGACUCUCGCACUGCCUGCGAGUGGCAAUCCUUCGUCAACAACCAGUCCAAGCUUCAGAACGCCUUCAAGGCUGCUAUGGCGAAGCUCGCUGUCACUGGCCAGGACACCAGGAAGCUCGUCGAUUGCUCUGAUGUCAUUCCCGUUCCCCCGCCUCUCGCCGGCAGUGCUCACUUCCCCGCCGGUUUGAACAGGAGGGACGUUGAACAGGCUUGCAGAGCCACUCCCUUCCCCACUCUUCCGACUGACCCUGGACCGGUCACGUCUGUGCCCCCUGUCCCCCCUUCAUAAGCGGUCCAACUAAUAAUGGGGAGUAGGCCAUAAUACAAUUUCCUUUCUCUCCUGGGUUCUUGGUUAAGGUUAUUUCUCAUGCUUAGACAUGACUGAGAUGAUAGUAAUACGAAUACACGUUUUACACCUCA